AUGAGCGAAGAUAAUUAAUUGAAUGUUGAUAAAAACUAAAACAAAAAUAAUCUUGAGAAAAUAAUAAAGUUAGAUAAAAAGAAUGGGAAUUUUGAUAUUUAUGAUAAAUAUUCCAAGUAAGGUCAAUUUUCAAUACGAAUAGACGGAAACUGAAAAUUAGAACCUCUUAGAAUAAUUCACACAUCAACAGUUCGUAUUAGAACGAAUACAUUUUAUGUUAUUUUUGGAGACACAUUAAUUAAGUAUACUUCAAGAAAAUUGAUGAACCUGAAUAUGAGCGACUUGAUUAUCUCAAGGCUAUUAAUGAAGACAUCAUACACACCUAAAUUCCUGUGAAAUAUGCAGAUUACAAGUUUUAUUAAGCAAAAUAAAUCUUAAAUAAGUAGUAUUUCUAAUCAGAAAAUGCAACUUAUAAGGAAAAUAUUUAAAAACAUAUUAGGCUGAGUGGACUUAUUCAUAAAGCCAAAGAUUUAAAAAUCCCCUAAAUCGAUAAAUUAUAUUAUAUGAAAUAGAAAUCCAUGGUUAAAUUUAAUUAAAAAAGUAUAAGGUAAUAAUUUAUUAAGAUAAGUUCGUUGAUAUAAGAAAAUGCUUAAUUAGAUAAACUAUUAGAUAAGUUGAAUGAAUAAAUUGAAUUAAGAACUGGUCAGAAAGAUGAAAUAUUCUAAUAACUUUAAGAAUAUACUGCAGAAUUGCAAUAACUCAACAAAUCAAAUAAAUUAGAUUUAUAAAAUUUAAAUUACAAAAUUAAAUCUGAAUAACCAUUAAAUGUAUUUGGCACCUAGGUUCAUAUAUAUAAAUAAGCACGCAACAAUAAUGGACUCAGUAAAAAUUAAAUUAUCUAUAACAAUGAAGCCUUGCUCAACUUUUUGAGAAAAAGUUUAGAAUAAUUGGAUUACAGAUAAACAGCUGAAUCUAUUGUGAAAGUAGUAAGUACUACUCAUUCUUCAAACGGGUAUACCUUUUGUGUAGCAUUUGAAUAAGCUUUAAAUUCAAACAAUAUUAACAUUUAAGAAGACCUGAUGUAUGAGUUAGAUAAGUUAAGAGAUACAUCCUUAUUUAAGUUUUACAAUAUUCCCCAAAAAACUAAGUAUUCCCAUAUCUCUCAAAACGUAUUUAUACAAAAAUAUCAAAGUUCAUUGGGAUAAACUAGGUAUAGCAUCAUAGAUAGAAACCUAAUCCUUUAAUAAACAAAAACCUCACAAAAGAAUCUAAAAUAUCAUCUUAGAAUGAGAAUGAUUCUAAUUUAUCACGUUAUGAAGCAUGUCAUCAUUGUAAAAUGCUAUUUAGAGAGGAAUACCUAAUAUCUUGUAAUUAUCGAAGCAGUACAAUGGGAUUGCCAAUUAUAACUUCAUAAAUGACAGAUUCCUAUUUAUUCUCUUAAUGUAUAAAUUAUAAUCAGUAAUUUUAGUGGAUGAGGAAGGAAUAACAAGUCGAAGAUAAGUUCCCAACAGAAAGAAAACAGCUUAUAGCAUUUAUUCAAAGAAUAGUAUUUUAUUUUUUGAAUUGUAUAGAUGGGGAAUUAAUAUGUCAAAGGAAAUUUUGUAGAAUGUGCUUAAAGUAGAACUAUGAAAUUAAAAUCGAAGAAGUAGUUUAGAAAACUGACUGGGUUUGUCCCUUUUGUUAAGUACAUCCCAUAUAUCAAGUAUCUAGGCCAUUUGUUUUUGUUCAAGAUGUCAAAGAAAUGAUAUCAUGAUUAAAUUGAAAGAUCUGUUUACAAUUUGUGGAGGUGAUCUCGAAUAAUUGACCAAGGAUUCAAUUUUUGAAAAAUAUGUUAGACCUUUGACUGAAGAAUAAUUAUACAAAAAGAAACCUACUCAAUUAUAAGUAAAACAUUUUUAUUUUCUAGAGGACUGGAUUUUCUAUUGUAAAAUAGUAAUUGAGCAAUUUUAAGGAUAUGCAAACCAUAAGACUUGAUUUUGAAAAUCUUCGAUUGUUGUGUUCUUAGAUAAUGAGAAGAGAAAAAUUGAAAUGGAAAUUAUUAGAACAAGAUAUACUUAUGUGGAAUGAAGAUGUCAAAUCAUAAUAGCUUAAGAAUCAUAAGAGUACCUAGAAGAAUAAAAAGUUACAAUUGAAAACUAAUUAAAUCACAAAGAAAUAAUAGAAGUAAAUAUUCUGCAUAACUUAAAAAGAUAGGAAAUUGAAAAAGCUCAUGAAUAUUAACCCUCAUCAUCUUCUAGUAGUAGCGAAUAUCUCUUAAGCAGCGAAUUUGAAUCAGAAGAAAAUCAAAAUGAAAUAUUGAAGAAAAAACAGAAAACUUAAUAAGAAAUUAAUCCAAAAGUGAAAAGUUAGAAAUACCAAAAAUUAGUUAAUUAGAUUGCAUAAAUUUAGAAGUCUUUGCCAGCUAAAACUCUCAAGAGAGAAGUUGCUUAACUUUUACAAUAUCAGGAUACUGAUACUUACAGUUAAAUUCUUAAAAAAAUCAAAAAGGAUAAAACAAAGCACUCAUCCAAGAGAUGA
Molecule: messenger RNA, 2457 nt
Organism: Paramecium octaurelia
Lineage: Eukaryota; Ciliophora; Oligohymenophorea; Peniculida; Parameciidae
Source: the annotation of a GenBank genome assembly